This is a messenger RNA of Teleopsis dalmanni, 890 nucleotides long. RefSeq names its product antigen 5 like allergen Cul n 1-like. The transcript has 3 exons. The record is from RefSeq and is a predicted model, not a curated record. NCBI's taxonomy places the organism in Eukaryota, Metazoa, Arthropoda, Insecta, Diptera, Diopsidae. The coding region runs from base 58 to 864 and encodes 268 amino acids.
UCAGAAAAGCAAGCCAUUAAGUGUUAUAUAUCUCCAAGAACAAGUAGCAAACCAAAAAUGUCUUACAAAAUGUAUUUCAAAGUACUUAGUUUGAUUUUCAUAUAUGCAAAUGUAACGAAAUUUUCCGUAUUAUCAGCGAGUACAAAACUUUCUUGGUGUGAUCCAGAAUUAUGUCCCAACGGCGGAACAAAUAUUGCCUGCAACAAUGAUGGAAAUUUCAAUGAACGUUGCCCACCAGAUACAACUAUGUUAGACCUACGUCCUUAUCGAUCAUUCAUUCUACAUGAGCACAACAAACGACGCAACUUUAUAGCAGCUGGCCUAUUACCGGGCUAUUAUCCUGCCUCACGUAUGGCAACGAUGAUUUGGGAUGAUGAACUUGCAUACUUGGCUGCAUUAAAUUUAAAGGCUUGCUAUGUGGAUCACGAUCCUUGCCACAACUCCUAUCGCUUCCGUAAUGUCGGACAAAAUUUAUCAGGUGUUGAUCGUCAACAUGAUCUUCCAACAAAUAUUACUGAUCUUUUAUUACAAUCAAUGGGUUUAUGGUUUGGUGAAUAUCCUUUGAUUGAUAGUAGUUACAUUAGCAAGUUUCGUGUUGCAUCUAAUUUUGAGGAAUAUGGACAUUUUGUUGAAACUGUGAUUGAUCGAAAUACUCAUGUUGGUUGCGCCAUGGUGCGGUACACCCAUGCUGAAUAUCCAUUCUUGUACAUAUACAAUACAGCUUGUAAUUAUGGUAGUGUCUAUGCUGUGGGUGCAGAAGUGUACCGUGUGGGUGAGCCUGCUUCUGAAUGUGAAACUGGCUCUAAUCCUUUUUAUCCUUCAUUGUGUUCAAUUGAAGAAAAAAUGAAUCCUAAUUAUAGUUAAUAAAUAAAUUAAUUAAUAAAAAUAAA